UCACAGUUGUUAGGUUGGCCACUCUACACACUUCUGGGGAUCAUCGAAUCUUCUGGAACCUCUUCAUCACUCCAUCUUAAAACCCUACCAAACCCUCACUCUCUGCAGCAACACGAUCACAACAAUCAGCAAACACUCUUCUCGAAGCAUCUCCAAUGGCCUCUGCUAAUGCAAUCUCUUCACCUUCCAUCAUCUACUCUCCAAAACAGGGAGGUUUGAGAAAUGGUAAUGGAGGUGUUAGCCAGUUGCGAACCGGUCAAACGGCUAAGCAAUCGCAAUCGAACCGGCGGUUUGCGGUUCGAGCUGCGGCUAAGGAGAUCGCGUUUGACCAGAGUUCUAGAGCGGCUAUGCAGGCUGGUAUUGAUAAGCUUGCGGAUGCUGUUGGUCUUACUCUUGGUCCUAGAGGGAGGAAUGUUGUGUUGGACGAAUAUGGUGCCCCCAAGGUGGUUAACGAUGGUGUUACAAUUGCCCGAGCAAUCGAGUUACCCGAUCCCAUGCAAAACGCCGGUGCUGCACUUAUCAGAGAGGUUGCAAGCAAAACCAAUGACUCAGCCGGUGACGGCACAACAACCGCAUCCGUUCUUGCUCGUGAAAUCAUUAAACUUGGUCUGUUAAGUGUAACAUCCGGUGCGAACCCGGUUUCAGUUAAAAAAGGUAUUGACAAGACGGUUGCUUUUUUGAUUGAGGAGCUGGAAAAGAGAGCUAGACCCGUUAAAGGCCGUGAUGAUAUCAAAGCCAUUGCGGCAAUUUCUGCUGGAAAUGAUAACAUUAUUGGAACCAUGAUUGCUGAUGCUAUCGACAAGGUGGGAUCGGACGGUGUGUUAUCCAUCGAAUCAUCGUCUUCGUUCGAGACAACCGUUGACGUUGAAGAAGGAAUGGAGAUUGAUAGAGGAUAUAUCUCCCCGCAAUUUGUCACCAACUCCGAGAAAUUAUUAGUCGAGUUCGAGAAUGCUAGAGUGCUCGUCACCGACCAAAAGAUAUCUUCUAUUAAAGACAUUAUUCCUUUACUGGAAAAGAUCACUCAGUUAAGAGCUCCGUUGCUGAUUAUUGCGGAGGAUGUUAGUGGGGAAGCAUUGGCUACUCUCGUUGUGAACAAAUUACGCGGUAUCCUUAACGUUGCUGCUAUUAAAGCACCGGGUUUCGGUGAGAGAAGAAAAGCCCUUCUUCAAGAUAUUGCUAUUAUGACAGGAGCCGAAUACCAAGCGAAAGACAUGGGUCUGCUGGUUGAAAACACAUCCGUCGAGCAGCUCGGUACCGCCAGAAAAAUCACAAUCAGCAAAGACUCAACCACCAUCAUCGCCGACGCUGCAUCAAAAGACGAAAUCCAGUCUAGAAUCGCGCAGAUCAAGAAAGAACUUUCCGAGACAGAUUCUGUCUACGACUCCGAGAAACUCGCCGAACGAAUCGCCAAGCUGUCAGGCGGUGUUGCCGUUAUAAAGGUCGGUGCCGCAACCGAAACUGAAUUAGAAGACCGCAAGCUUCGUAUCGAGGAUGCGAAAAACGCAACAUUUGCCGCCAUAGAAGAAGGCAUAGUACCCGGUGGUGGCGCGGCACUUGUCCAUUUAUCGGCAUUAGUUCCUGCUAUUAAAGACAGGCUUGAUGACGCGGAUGAACAAAUAGGUGCGGAUAUUAUUCAAAAGGCGUUGGUGGCACCGGCGUCGUUGAUAGCGCAAAAUGCGGGAAUCGAGGGUGAGGUGGUUGUGGAGAAGGUGAAGGCGAGCGAAUGGGAGAUGGGGUACAAUGCAAUGGCGGAUAAGUAUGAGAAUAUGGUGGAGGCUGGAGUUAUUGAUCCCGCGAAGGUGACGAGAUGUGCGUUGCAGAACUCGGCUUCCGUUGCGGGAAUGGUGUUGACCACGCAGGCUAUUGUGGUUGAGAAGCCGAAAGCUAAGGCACCUGUGGCUGCGGCACCCCAAGGUCUCACUGUAUGAUUAACAAGACUUUUGAUUUGGUUUAAUUGGAGCUUGUUUUGCAAAUUUUUAAGGAAUAAAUAUGUUGAGGUGAUUUAGUGUAGAACUGAUAUGUCCGUUUUUGUACUAAAUUGAGAUAUGUCAUCGUUUAAUAUGGUUUAAAAUUUAAUGAGGUUAUGGGGUCACAAA
Messenger RNA from Helianthus annuus (common sunflower), 2096 nucleotides. Its product is annotated as ruBisCO large subunit-binding protein subunit alpha. NCBI's taxonomy places the organism in Eukaryota, Viridiplantae, Streptophyta, Magnoliopsida, Asterales, Asteraceae. Bases 156 to 1928 code for a protein of 590 amino acids. The transcript is spliced from 7 exons. Gene Ontology annotation, biological process: protein refolding. The record is from RefSeq and is a predicted model, not a curated record. Gene Ontology annotation, molecular function: ATP binding; ATP-dependent protein folding chaperone.